AUGAAGGUCUCAAGAUCAAAGACUGAGUAUAUGUGCCUGAAUGGGACAUCAACUGGGAGUGUGGAAAUGUUGCAGAGACAGUUACCAGAAACAAUGGCAUUUAAGUACCUGGGAAGUACACUUGAGACAGAUGGAGGAGUCGGGGCAGAAGUAAACCGAAGGAUACAAUGUGGAUGGAACAACUGGAAGAAGAUGUCUGGUAUCCUCUGCGACAAAAGUAUACCAUCGAUGGUGAAAGGCAGGAUCCACAUGGUAAUCCAACCAGCGAUGCUAUUUGGUAUGGAAACGGUACCCCUGAGUACCCGUAACACCGAGAGACUAGAAGUGGCAGAAAUGAAAAUGUGCAGAUGGGCAUGUGGCCACACACUGAAAGAUCACGGGAGGAACAAAGUGAUUCGAGAAAAAUUUGGAAUCACGCACAUUACAGAACAGUUCAGGAAUGCCCGACUAAGGUGGUUUGGUCAUGUGAAAAGAAGAGACGAGGAGUAUGCUGGGCGCAGAGUGCUAGAGAUGGCACCACCAGCAAGAAGGCGAAAAGGAAAGCCGAAAUUGAGAUGGAUGGACUGCCUGAGAAAAGCCCUGGAAGAGAUAGAAGCAACAGAGGAAGACGCACUGGACCGGGAAACCUGGAGGAAGAGGAGAGCUGCAGCGACCCUGUAA
Molecule: messenger RNA, 660 nt
Organism: Penaeus vannamei (Pacific white shrimp)
Lineage: Eukaryota; Metazoa; Arthropoda; Malacostraca; Decapoda; Penaeidae
Source: RefSeq, a predicted model, not a curated record